AUGGCGGGUGCGACGGCCGGGCGACAGGGGAGCGGCGCAAAGGGCGGCAGCGAUGAGAAGCGGCAGCGGCAGGGCAAGGGCAGCCGCAAGGGCAAGGGCGGGUACAAGGGCAAGGGCGGGCGAAAGGGCAAGGGCCGGCGCAAGAACCCGCAGGCGGCGAGCGCAGUGUACAUGGAUCCGGCGAGCGAGGCGGAGGCGGCGCAGCUGGCAGCGACGGCGGAGGAGCUCCGGACGGUGAGGCGGUCGCUGCCGAUCUUCUCGGGGCGGAAGAAGCUGAUCAAGGCGCUGCGGGCGACACAAGUGGCGGUGGUGGUGGGCGAGACCGGAUCAGGCAAGUCGACCCAGCUGCCACAGUACUUGUUUGAGGCCGGAAUGGUCAACGCGCGGUCGCGGGUGGCCAUUACCCAGCCACGUGUGGUGGCAGCCACAUCGGUGGCGGCGCGUGUGGCUGCCGAGGUUGGAACUCGCGUCGGGGAUGUGGUCGGCUACCGGGUCCGGUUCGAGCACCGAUGCUCGGCCGGGACGGUGAUCAAGUUUCUCACCGACGGCAUGAUGCUGCGGGAGGCCAUUGCCGACGACGCGCUCUCCGAGUACGGUGUCAUUGUUCUCGACGAGGCCCACGAGCGGACCGUUCACACCGACGUGCUCCUCGGCCUGCUCAAAAGCUUGCUCCAGCGGCGGCCGGAGCUCAAGCUUGUCAUCAUGUCUGCCACCCUCGAUGCCUCGGCCUUUGCGUCGUUCUUUGACUCGGCGCCGGUGCUCUACGUUACAGGGCGGACGUAUCCAGUCCAAACGUUUUACGCUGCCGAGCCACUGGAGGACUACAUCGACGGCGCGCUGACCACGGUGCUGCAAGUUCACGAAGACCUCGCCGAGGCGCCGGGCGACAUGCUGGUCUUUCUCACCGGGCAGGCCGAGAUCGAGGCGCUCCAGACGUUGCUCGAAGAGCGGGCCCCACUGCUCGACGCAAGCACAACGCUCAAGAUGGAGGUCCUCCCGCUGUACGCAGCGCUGCACCCGGACGAGCAGGCCAAGGUAUUCCUCCCGCCGCACGAUGGUGUCCGCAAAGUUGUUCUCUCGACCAACAUUGCUGAGACUUCGAUCACCAUCAACGGCAUCACAACAGUCAUCGACUGCGGGCUAGUCAAGACGCGGGCAUUCAACCCACGGAUCGGGGUCGAAACGCUCAUGAUCAUGGAGACAUCGCAGGCGCAGGCGCGGCAGCGUGCCGGGCGUGCGGGACGCGAGCAGCCUGGGCGGGCCUUCCGGCUUUAUCCCGAGUCUGCCUUUAGCGACCUGCCUGCACAGCCAGUGCCGGAGAUUCGGCGAGCUAACCUGGCGUCAGUCAUUCUCUUGCUCAAGGCCGUGGGCGUCGACGACGUACUCAACUUUGACUACAUGGAGCCGCCGUCGAUCGAGUCGCUCACUGCUGCGCUCGAGCAGCUGUACCUGCUCGGUGCUUUGGAGAGCGAUGGGCGGCUAUCUGCGUUGGGCGUGCAGAUGUCGCGGUUCCCACUCGAGCCGCGGUUCUCCAAGAUGCUGCUGGCUUCGGCCGAGCACGAGAACACGGCCGAGAUCAUCACGGUGCUUGCCAUGCUCUCUGUCGAGUCGAUCUUCUUCUAUCCCAAGGACAAGAUGGGUGCGGUUGGCGCAGUGCUGCGGCGGUACUCUGCUGGCGGCGGCGACCAUGUCAUGCUACUCAACGUGUACAAGGUGUACGUCAUGUCGGGGCGAUCGGCCAAGUGGUGCACCGAAAAUUACGUGACGGCGCGGUCCAUGCGCAAGGUUGACGCGGUGCGGAAGCAGCUGGUCCAGCUUGCACGCGGCCAGGGUCUGGAUCCGACGGCGUCGAGCGACGACUCGGAGGCGCUCAAGAAGGCGUUGCUUGCCGGUGCGUUCAUGGACGUGGCGCUGCUGCAGCCAGACGGCUCGUACAAGACGGCCAAGUCGUCGCGAGCAGUGCUCAUCCACCCAUCAUCGGUCCUGUUCCGGGCCAAGAAGGCGCAGGCGCUGCUGUACAACGAGCUGCUCCUCACUUCGCGGCAGUUUAUGCGGACUGUGACGAGGAUCAACCCUAAGUGGCUGCCGGAGAUCGCGCCGGGUAUGUACGCGUACGACGUGGCGAGCGGGAGCUCGGCGGCGACCGGUGGCUCACGCGGGCAAGCUUCGGGUUCUGCGACCAAGUCGCUCGCACAGCUCAAGGCCGAGACUGCGGCCAAGAAGGCGGCGCUGUCGACGGCGCUGGCUGAGAUGCGGACCGGCGAGCCGUAGUGGGGUACUGAAUCAAAGCUACGCUAGCU
Molecule: messenger RNA, 2300 nt
Organism: Thecamonas trahens ATCC 50062
Lineage: Eukaryota; Apusomonadida; Apusomonadidae
Product: DEAH box polypeptide 16
Exons: 2
Coding region: 1-2271 (756 amino acids)
Biological process (GO): positive regulation of transcription by RNA polymerase I
Cellular component (GO): nucleolus; intracellular anatomical structure
Molecular function (GO): RNA binding; ATP binding
Source: RefSeq, a predicted model, not a curated record